AUGCAAGACGGACACAUUAUAACGGUCUUGGACAACUUCUUCACGGGAGAAAAAGGAAAUAUAUACCGUUGGGUUGGCCACCCUCGGUUUGAGUUGAUUCAUCAUGAUGUUUCAAAUCCGAUUUUUCUUGAAGCCGAUGAGGUUUACCACCUAGCAUCUCCAGCUUCUCCUCCAAAUUACAUGGCAAACCCUAUCAAAACAAUGAAAGCCAAUCUUCUUGGAUCGAUAAAUCUAUUAGGGCUUGCUCGACGCGUUGGAGCCAAAUUUCUUUUCGCCUCUUCGUCCGAAAUCUAUGGAGACCCAAGCGCGCAUCCGCAGUCCGAAACAUACUGGGGCAAUGUAAAUCCCGAUGGUCCUCGAUCUUGUUAUGAUGAGAGUAAACGGGCCUCUGAGUCCCUCGCUUAUGCUUAUCUUAGGAAGGAAGGUGUCCAAGUUCGUAUCGCUCGCAUUUUUAAUACUUAUGGCCCACGCAUGCAAUUCAACGACGGCCGAGUAGUCAGUAACUUUAUUUUACAAGCAAUUUCUAAUCAGGACAUUUCCGUAAGUUGUGCGCAUUAA
Messenger RNA from Mesocestoides corti, 558 nucleotides. The record is from the annotation of a GenBank genome assembly. NCBI's taxonomy places the organism in Eukaryota, Metazoa, Platyhelminthes, Cestoda, Cyclophyllidea, Mesocestoididae.